Molecule: messenger RNA, 528 nt
Organism: Lottia gigantea (owl limpet)
Lineage: Eukaryota; Metazoa; Mollusca; Gastropoda; Lottiidae
Exons: 3
Cellular component (GO): membrane
Source: RefSeq, a predicted model, not a curated record
AUUUUGAUGUUUGUGGCUUUUGCCAGUCCAUUUUGGUAUAAAUCGUGGACAAGAGUUCACAGUCCGUUCUCCAAUAUCGGAUUGUGGCACAUUUGCCUGGCAGGAUACAUCAUACCUGGCGAUCCAAACAUGAAAAGUUUCGUUGGUUGCUGGUGGAUUCAUUCGACGGAAUUUGAAGGAGUCAAGACCCACUUCAUGCCGUCCUGGUUUAUGGGAAUUCAAGCGUUGUCCAUCUUCACCCUGAUAGCAGACAUAUUGUCCAUCAUAGCCUUAGUCCUGCAUCUUCCUCGUAAAAUCUACCAGAGAUGUUUCAAUCAAAAGAGAUCCAGAGUUCUUUAUUUGGCAAGUUUCUGUCAGCUAGUCUCAGCUGGUCUGGUAUUUCUGAUUGCCCUGGUGUUUGCUGAGAUGUGUAAUGACCCAGAAUGGAUGCCAAGACCCUGGAUGAACUACCUCUCCUGGGGCUAUGGAUUCUGUGUCCUCUCUGGCUUCUUCAAUGCCUUUGGUGGCAUGUUCUCCUUCGUCAAUGCC